CAUCGCGCAUGCUCAGAAAGUCCUUGUUGUCGGCACAUGUUGGGGAAGGAGCGCGGUGGAGAGGAGACUCCAUAAGCCAGCUAGCGUGGCAGAUUGCGGGGCUGUUGAGCAGAAAUGACGGAGAGCAAAGCCGAGUCCGCGUCCCAGCGGCCUAAGGAGCUGCUGGCGCUAAACCCGGAGCAGGAGGCCGAGUUUAAGAAGAAGGUCCAGGAGGUGAAGAAGAAGAACCGGGGCCCCAAGGGGAACCGGCUGACUCCAGGCGUGGUGUACGUCGGCCAUCUUCCCGUGGGGCUGUUUGAGCCGCAGCUCCGGUCCUACUUCGAGCAGUUUGGGAAGGUGCUGCGACUCCGACUCUCCAGGAGCAAGAAGACCGGAGGAAGCAAAGGUUACGCCUUCCUGGAGUUUGAAUGUGACGAGGUGGCAAAGAUCGUGGCUGAGACCAUGAACAACUAUCUGAUGGGAGAGCGGCUCAUCAAGUGUCAGGUGAUUCCUCCAGAGAAGGUCCAUGAGAAGCUCUUCGUGGGCUCCCAGAAGAUGUUCAAGCGUCCGUGUGACCCGGCGGUGAGCCGCUACAACAGGAAGCGUUCAGCGGAGCAGAUCGCCACCAUGACGGAGCGUCUGCUGCGCAGAGAGUCCAGGCUGCGCAGGAAGCUGGCCCAGCACGGCCUCCACUACCACUUCCCUGGAUUCGUACGUAGUUCUGGUUCUGAUCCGGUUCUGGUUCUGGUUCUGGUUCUGAUCCGUUACCUGGUUCUGGCUAAGCUGGCCCAGCACGGCCUCCACUACCACUUCCCCGGAUUCGUACGUAGUUCUGGUUCUGGUCCGGUUCUGAUCUGGUUCUGGUUCUGGUCUGGUUCAUUACCUGGUUCUGUUCUGGUUCUGGUCCGUUACCUGGUUCUGGCUAAGCUGGCCCAGCACGGCCUCCACUACCACUUCCCUGGAUUCGUACGUAGUUCUGGUUCUGGUCCGGUUCUGAUCUGGUUCUGGUUCUGGUCUGGUUCAUUACCUGGUUCUGGUCUGGUUCUGGUCCGUUACCUGGUUCUGGCUAAGCUGGCCCAGCACGGCCUCCACUACCACUUCCCUGGAUUCGCGGCUCAGGUUCCCCAGAAGAAGCAGGCCACAGACGCGGUGAACGUUUCCUCCUGCAGCGACACCACGCCCCUCUGCACGCCGUCCUUCCUGGAGAGGAGGAAGACCACGGCGGGCGAUGAAGAUGAAGACGCCGAGAUCAUCAUCAACAUGCCGGCGGUGGAGGAGGACGACGACUGCUUUGUGGUGGAGAACGACAGCGAGGAAGAGGAGGAGGAGGAGGAGGAAGACUCUGAGAGCGACGAGGAAGACCCGCAGACCCAGUGAGGGUUCUGGGUCUCCACGGACUUGGACUUUGCUCCAGAGGCAGAACCGCUCACAAUCAAACCAUCCAGAUUCUGCUGCUGGGCUCCUCUGGCCCGACUGGAACAGAACCGGCUGACCCGGCUCUGGUUCUGACAGCGCCCAGCGCCCCGGCCCGGUUUCUGAGCUCUUUAAGGAUUGUUCCGGUCCGGUUCCAGUGAUGAGCUGCAGGGGGCAGCAGUGGUGCCGUCUGGCAGCUGCUGGAGCGUCCAUCAGAACCACAGCGUGUUCUGGUGUUGGCUGCUCCGGUACCGGUGCUGCUCAUCGGGCUGACCGCAGCACUUCUGCCCCCUGGUGGCCACUCUAGGUGUGGCAGCGCCACAGAACCCCAUCAAGGUUCUGGAAGGCGCCGUGAACGGGUCACUGAUGACCCGUUCACCUUCUGGACGUUCUCCAUCACAGAACCGCUGUUCUGGCUUUGUGUAAAACUAACAUGUUGGAUAUUUUAGAGUCAGAUGUUAAUAAAAAGAUUAAACGCA
Molecule: messenger RNA, 1871 nt
Organism: Fundulus heteroclitus (mummichog)
Lineage: Eukaryota; Metazoa; Chordata; Actinopteri; Cyprinodontiformes; Fundulidae
Gene: nifk
Product: nucleolar protein interacting with the FHA domain of MKI67
Exons: 9
Coding region: 115-1356 (413 amino acids)
Biological process (GO): maturation of LSU-rRNA from tricistronic rRNA transcript (SSU-rRNA, 5.8S rRNA, LSU-rRNA)
Cellular component (GO): nucleolus
Molecular function (GO): RNA binding
Source: RefSeq, a predicted model, not a curated record